Molecule: messenger RNA, 413 nt
Organism: Bactrocera tryoni
Lineage: Eukaryota; Metazoa; Arthropoda; Insecta; Diptera; Tephritidae
Product: acyl-CoA-binding protein-like
Exons: 2
Coding region: 66-317 (83 amino acids)
Biological process (GO): fatty acid metabolic process
Molecular function (GO): long-chain fatty acyl-CoA binding
Source: RefSeq, a predicted model, not a curated record
CUAUAAAAGCCCUAAGGCAAAAGCUAAUGUCGUCAGUUAAACCUUAGCCGCCUUCAAAGUCAAUAAUGGAUUUCAACACCGCCUGCGAAAAAGCCAAAGCUUUCACCAAGAAGCCCUCCAACGCUGAGUUCUUAGAAUUCUACGGUCUCUUCAAGCAAGCCACCGUCGGCGAUGUCAACAUUCCCGCUCCCGGCGCUCUUGACUUGACGGCCAAGGCUAAAUUCGACGCAUGGAGCAAGCACAAGGGUUUGUCCCAGGAUGCCGCCAAGGCUGCUUACAUUGCCACCUAUGAGAAAUAUGCUCCCAUUUAUGCUUAAGGUGAAAAUUGUGGAAAUCAUAUUUAUGCAACUACUGUUAACGUAGACGAAAAAAAGAAAUUUGGAUAAAAAUAAAAUGAGUUGAAUUUAAAUAAA